AUGGCACUUCAAGAGUCCCAGCACGAGGGCAACACUCCGCCCCCAGAGCCUGUUAUCCAAAUCCAAGAUGCUAUUGCUGCAGGUGACGACGACGAUGCCGAUUCCUCGAUUGGCGAGGAAGUAGAGCCGUCGGUUGUUUCAAUCUCAUCUAGUAUUUUGGCUUAUCGACAGGAAAAUGGUCGCAGCUAUCAUGCUUUGAGUAGUGGGAAAUAUGUCCUGCCGAAUGACGAAGAAGAGAAUGAAAGAUUGGACUUACAACACGAGCUUUACGUACGAACGCUCGACGGAGACCUCGCUCUAUGUCCGAAAGCGAAAGGUGCGAAUCGCGUUCUGGAUAUGGGAACAGGCACUGGCUCAUGGGCGAUUGACUACGCUGAUGCAAACCCUCAAGCAGAGGUCAUCGGCGUUGACCUGAGCCCGAUCCAACCAGCUCUUGUCCCACCAAACGUUAGCUUCGAAAUAGACGACCUCGAAAAAGAAUGGACCUGGACCCAGAAAUUUGACUUCAUUUUUGCCCGCAUGAUGCUCGGCUGCUUCACUGACUUUCCGCAAAUCAUAAAAGUUGCCUUCGACAACCUCGAGCCCGGCGGUUAUCUUGAACUCCAAGACAUGUCCCUCCCGGCCCGCUCCGACGACGGAACCCUCCACUCCGAAAGCUACCUCUCCAAGUGGUGCAGAUCCUGCUUCGAAGCUGGUCAGAAUCUCGGUCGUCCCGUGUUUCCGACAACCGAGUAUAAAAACUACCUCGCUGCCGCUGGGUUUGUCGACAUCGUCGAGGUGCAGCAGAAGUGGCCGUCAAAUCCGUGGCCCAGAGAAAGGAAGUUUAAGGAGCUGGGGGCGUGGGCCUGCGCGAAUAUCGCUGGCGGCUUAGAUGGCUUGUCGUUGGCGUAUUUCACGAGGGGGCUUGGGUGGUCGACUGAGGAGACGAGGGUGUUUUGUGCGCAUGUGAGAAAGGACUUGCAGAACCCUAGGAUUCAUGCGUAUUGGCCUAUCUACUUUGUCUAUGGUAGAAAGCCACUGACUCCUGCAGGACCCCCGUAA
Fusarium fujikuroi IMI 58289 is the source of this 1041-nucleotide messenger RNA. Its product is annotated as related to methyltransferase. The transcript is spliced from 10 exons. Lineage: Eukaryota; Fungi; Ascomycota; Sordariomycetes; Hypocreales; Nectriaceae. The record is from RefSeq and is a predicted model, not a curated record. Bases 1 to 1041 code for a protein of 346 amino acids. Gene Ontology annotation, molecular function: methyltransferase activity.